UGUGUGUGAGUGGGAAAGUAAGAAUGAGCAUAAGGGGAAUUAGCGUGGUAUUGUUUACAGUACAUCGACAGUGUUUUUGAUGAAUGUUGUUGGUUGUCUCUAUUUGCAACUGAGUCAAAUUAUGGCUGUGAUCAAUAUAGCAACGUUUCUUUUUGCCGAUAUGUGAUAGAACUGUGAGCUUCUUUGACUGGAAACGAGCAUGUACUUCGUGCUUACUAAAUACUGUAGAUUGAUAUUGAUGCGUACAUGCAGAGAAAGAUUUAGUGGAACGAGUGAAGCAAUUCGUGUGCCUUGUUACGUACCUUACCUUUAAAUUAAUAUUAGAAUAGCUUGAAACUCAGGCCGACGUACAUCGUAAUUCAGCGCGCUUUUCACUUUUAAACGCCAGUAUUCGUUGAGAUUAUUACGGGUAUUAACGAUCCUGUUGUUAGUGAUCAAUAUGGAAGAUAUGUCAUUUGUUUCGACUGACAUUCCCGCUGAUGUGAGACAGAUAACAAUUACCGCUUUAUCAAGACGGAGUGUUCAGUGUGUUGGCCCAUGGUUUCUGGCUCAUAUUCAAGGGAAACUGAUAGAUGCCAAAAGUGCCCUUACUGGUGCAGCCGCUGAAGAAAGAGAUGAUGAAGAUGAUAGUCCAAAUGCAAAAUUAUUUGAUCCUGAUGAUGUGACUUUACUUAGAACAUUAGAUCCGAAGGAAUGGAAGUUACAGGACCACUAUGCAGUUUUGGGCUUGAGUAAACUGCGUUACAAAGCAACAGAAGAAGAUAUCAAGAAGGCUUAUCGGAUGAAAGUCUUGCUCCACCACCCAGACAAGAGGAAAGCAGCAGGAGAGGAUGUUAGACCUGAUGAUGAUUAUUUCACGUGCAUCACAAAAGCUUACGAAAUACUAGGAAACCCUCAGAAACGCCGCUCCUUUGAUUCAGUUGACCCAGCAUUCACGGAUCCUGCACCACCUUCAAAUGAUCAUACAAAGAAGCAUUUCUUUAAGGUUUUUGCAGAGGCUUUUGCCUUAGAAGCUCGUUUCUCAGAAAAGUUGCCUGUCCCUCCAAUAGGCGGUCCAGAUGAUCCGAGAGAGAGCGUGGAAAAGUUUUACGAUUUUUGGUACAACUUUGAGUCAUGGAGAGAGUUCUCGUACCUUGAUGAAGAAGACAAAGAGAAAGGACAGAUACGUGAAGAAAGGAAAUGGAUAGAGAAACAAAAUAAAUUUUAUCGUGCAAAGAGGAAGAAGGAAGAUAUGACACGGAUUCGAAAUCUUGUAGAUAGUGCAUAUGCUUUAGACCCUCGAAUAGCAAAAUUCAAACAAGAAGAUAAAGAUCGAAAAGAAGCGGCAAAACAGGCAAAACGAGAAGCUGCUAGAGCCCGACAAGCGGAGGAGGAAAGAAAACUUCAGGAAGCUCAAGAAAUAGAGCUGAGAAAAAAGGCUGAGAUAGAGGCGGUUGAAAAGGCUAGAUUAAGUGCUCUUAAAGCAGAGAGAGAAGCGCAAAAGAAAACUCUGAAAGUGAAGCGUGCAACAUUACGAAAACUUGUGAAAUCUAAUAAUUAUUAUAUUGAAAAUGAAGAAGAACGUGUUCGACACAUGGCAAGCUUGGAAAAACUAUGUGAGGUUCUUAAACCUGAACAAAUUGACGAGCUCUUAGAGAAAAUGACACAAGGUGGUCGAAGUGUAUAUAUCAGUGCUAUCGAAGAUACUGAGAAGCAAAUUGAAGAAGAGCGGCAAGCCCUUUUGGCUGCAUCCCAACGUAAUAGUGGUGCAUCAGGUGCACAGGGAUCAAGGAAGGGAGGUCAAGUCAACUGGUCAACUGAAGAAAUACAUGUCCUUAUUAAAGCUGUUAAUUUAUUUCCAGCUGGAACAAAUCAGAGGUGGGAAGUUAUCGCAAACUUCAUUAACCAACAUGAUGUAGCCUCUUCUAGUAAGAAAACUGCAAAGGAUGUUCUUGCAAAAGCCAAAUCCCUCCAGAGUUCAGAUUUCAGCAGAAAUGUUUUAAAAGAAACUGUGAACAAACAAGCAUACAACAUAUUUGAGAAGGAGCAUUCCGCUGGUGAUACAAGUGGUUCUAUGACAGAGAGACUUGAAGAAGAGACUCCAUGGACAGGGGCUGAACAGAAGCUUCUAGAACAAGCACUGAAGACUUACCCUAAUUCAACACCAAACAGAUGGGAGAGAAUUGCAGAGUGCAUACCAACAAGAACAAAGAAACAAUGUAUUUCUAGAUACAAGGAAAUUGCUGAAAUGGUUAAAGCCAAAAAGGCAGCUCAAGCUGCUGCUGAACAAAAGAAAAAAUAACCCCUAGUGUCAUUUAGGGAGCUCAAUAUUUUGUUUUGAUAUUCAGCUAAUUUUUCCCCACUAAUUCCCAACGAAUUGAAAUUCCUUAAAUUAUUGAAAAAUUUUUGGAUACUUGUACAUAGCAUUGUGCAACAUAUCUUGCAAAUUCUGUACCUUUUGUACAACUGAUUGCUACUGUAUUUUAUAUUGAAGAAUGUUGUGUUCAUUGAU
Schistocerca americana (American grasshopper) is the source of this 2491-nucleotide messenger RNA. RefSeq names its product dnaJ homolog subfamily C member 2. The transcript is spliced from 11 exons. Gene Ontology annotation, cellular component: cytosol. Bases 440 to 2281 code for a protein of 613 amino acids. Gene Ontology annotation, biological process: 'de novo' cotranslational protein folding; regulation of translational fidelity. Gene Ontology annotation, molecular function: ribosome binding; Hsp70 protein binding. The record is from RefSeq and is a predicted model, not a curated record. NCBI's taxonomy places the organism in Eukaryota, Metazoa, Arthropoda, Insecta, Orthoptera, Acrididae.